This is a messenger RNA of Coregonus sp. 'balchen', 4547 nucleotides long. Lineage: Eukaryota; Metazoa; Chordata; Actinopteri; Salmoniformes; Salmonidae. The record is from the annotation of a GenBank genome assembly.
AUGGUGGAACCUGAUCCCAGAGGAGUAAUAGAACAUGCCACCGAGAAUCUAUGGGCCUCCAGGGCUUUCAUGGUAAGAGGAGGAAAAGACUACUACAGCUUUCAAGCUGUAGAGACCUAGUGGACUCCCUGAAAAAGGACAUUUCAAGCUGUAGAGACCUAGUGGAAUCCCUGAAAAAGGACAUUUCAAGCUGUAGAGACCUAGUGGACUCCCUGAAAAAGGACAUUUCAAGCUGUAGAGACCUAGUGGACUCCCUGAAAAAUGACAUUUCAAGCUGUAGAGACCUAGUGGACUCCCUGAAAAAGGACAUUUCAAGCUGUAGAGACCUAGUGGACUCCCUGAAAAAUUACAUUUCAAGCUGUAGAGACCUAGUGGACUCCCUGAAAAAUGACAUUUCAUGUUGGAAAUGCAUUGCCUCCCUCAAAAUACAUAUCCCUAUUUUUAAGACAUACAGAACAUCAGUUUGCCACUAUCUGUAAUGUGUUAUUAUAAUUAUUGUUAUUCACUCAUAAUUAUUAUUGUCCAUUCAAUAACUGAUAGUUGCACAUUGCUACUAGACUGUCUGUAGUAUGUGAACACGUUUGCGUGGCAUUUAGAAUAACUGGAAUUUCAAUCAAACUUUAUUUAUAUAGCACAUUUCUUACAAAGAAUGCAUUUCAAAGUGCUUAACAAAUAAAAUAACUAAAGGUGAGAGAUAAAAACACUAUGUUUUCUAUACAAAUAUACACUGAGUGCACAAAACAUUAGAAACACCUGCUCUUUCCAUGACAUAGACUGACCAAGUGAAUCUAGGUGAAAGCUAUGAUCCCUUAUUGAUGUCACCUGUUAAAUCCACUUCAAUCAGUGUAGAUGAAGGAGAGGAGACAGGUUAAAGAAUGAUUUUAAAGCCUUGAGAAAAUUGAGACAUGGAUUGUGAAUGUGUGCCAUUCAGAGGUGAAUGGGCAAGACAAAAUAUUUAAGUGCCUUUGAACUGGGUAUGGUAGUAGGUACCAGGCGCACCGAUUUGUGUCAAGAACUGCAACGCUGCUGGGUUUUUCACACUCAACAGUUUCCUGUGUGUAUCAAGAAUGAUCCACCACCCAAAGGACAUCCAGACAACUUGACACAACUGUAGGAAGCAUAGGACAGCAUCCCUGUGGAACGCUUUCAACACCUUGUAGAGUCCAUGCACCAACGAAUUGAGGCUGUUCUGAGGGCAAAAGGGGGUGUUCCCAAUAUUUUGUACACUCAGUGUAUCAUGCUGAAUAGUGAUUUGUCCCACAACACUUUUGUCUGUAACAAAUGUUUUUACUUCAAGGCCUUAAUGUGUUUUAAAGCCAAACUUUUUAUAAGUGUCUUCACAAACAAGUGUUGGUUAGAUUUUCGCUCAACUCCACAACAUCAAUUUGUAGGACGCAGAUAGAGGUUUGAAUUGAAAGCUUUCUCUCACUGUUUUCACUGAAAUACAUAUUGUGUAGAAUUAACUUUAAUGUUAUGUUUAAGUAUUUGAGUAGUUGUGUGUUUCGUGUACAGUGAUGAUGUUGGCACUUUUGAAUGUAAGAAACACUCCUGUACCUGAGCAUGUCAGUCAGUGUGAACACCUAAUGUUGUCAAUCAUCUGAGACUGCUGUCCCCUUCUGAUGAUGUCAUAUGUUUGGUUGCCCCGCCCCCCUGACCCUUUGAGAUGACCCACCUGGUUUCUGUGGUUACCAGACUGUCCAUGUGCCACAGGUGUAUCUCAGAGUACUAGAUCUGGGAUAUGUUUAGUCUUUUUAGAGAGAAGUAUACCAAUACCUGAACAUAUUGUUGUAUUUACAGUAAUGUAUCUAUCAAAUGUUUAUACCCUGAUAGCCAAACACUUCAAGCUGCCUUUUUUCUAAUUCAUUUAUAUCUAUAUCAAGAUCAAUUUGUACAUUUGUUACAGAUGGGUUUGUUAUAAUCUGCAAGGGCAGGCACAUCUCUGUGUUUAUACUGGAAGAAGAAAUUGACAUUUAGCAGUUUGCUUUAGUGGCUUCGAGUCUAUUCUGAAGGUCUACUGUGUAUAUACGUAAUUUAUGCAUAAUUCCACUUGGCUAAUGGACAAUAAAGGCUAAAAAAUGACAUUUGUGUUCACUCCAUCAAUUCUUUCAUUGUGUCAGGUUGCUAGGAUACCUUAAAUGACCUUAUCAAGAAUCAGAGCCAUAUAAAGAGAUAUGGCCCUGUCAAGAACUAUCUAAUACUGUAUUUCAGACCCUCUUUUGAAUGAUGUACUGUACUAUGGCUGCAUUUUCCCAGAUAAAAAAAGGUAAAGAUCGUAAGAAAGAUCUUCAAAUUUCAAAGAUGAGUAGUCUAAUUUCAUCAAUUAUAUUUUGUCACCAGAUAAUUUGUUGUUGUCUUUCUUUGAGCCCUGAAACGUAAAGGAAAAUGUGCAGUGGUUACUGCUUAUGGCUAUCCAUUGAUGUUGAUGAUGACGUAUCACUGUAAAAUGGAGCACCCCAAUUCACCCCAGACCUCGAGGAAUUUGACAUUUACACUACGUUAACAUGGAACUUAAACAUGAAUCAUUCUUCUAGAGUUAUUAAUAGGAUGUUUUUCAUAUUAUUCUCUCGAUCAGAUUUAGUUUGACAUUUGAAAAAGCCUGAUUUGUUAUUAUUCUGUUGCAUUUAUUUCUUCCCCUGGACUAGACUGAGCCUCUCGUGAGUAGGAACAAGGAAUCCCUCUCCUUGCAGCCUGCUACACUGAGGCCACAAACCCUCUCCCUGCAACCUGCUACACUGAGGCCACAAACCCUCUCCUUGCAGCCUGCUACACUGAGGCCACAAACCCUCUCCUUGCAGCCUGCUACACUGAGGCCACAAUCCCUCUCCUUGCAGCCUGCUACACUGAGGCCACAAACCCUCUCCCUGCAACCUGCUACACUGAGGCCACAAACCUUCUCCCUGCAGCCUGCUACACUGAGGCCACAAACCUCCUUGCAGCCUGCUACACUGAGGCCACAAACCCUCUCCUUGCAGCCUGCUACACGGAGGCCACAAACCCUCUCCAUGCAGCCUGCUACACUGAGGCCACAAACCCUCUCCCUGCAACCUGCUACACUGAGGCCACAAACCCUCUCCCUGCAACCUGCUACACUGAGGCCACAAUCCCUCUCCUUGCAACCUGCUACACUGAGGCCACAAACCUUCUCCUUGCAGCCUGCUACACUGAGGCCACAAACCUUCUCCCUGCAGCCUGCUACACUGAGGCCACAAACCCUCUCCAUGCAGCCUGCUACACUGAGGCCACACACCUUCUCCUUGCAGCCUGCUACACUGAGGCCACAAACCUUCUCCUUGCAGCCUGCUACACUGAGGCCACAAACCCUCUCCCUGCAACCUGCUACACUGAGGCCACAAACCUUCUCCCUGCAGCCUGCUACACUGAGGCCACAAACCCACUCCUUGCAGCCUGCUACACUAAGGCCACAAAUCCUCUCCAUGCAGCCUGCUACACUGAGGCCACAAACCCUCUCCAUGCAGCCUGCUACACUGAGGCCACAAACCCUCUCCCUGCAACCUGCUACACUGAGGCCACAAACCCUCUCCCUGCAACCUGCUACACUGAGGCCACAAACCCUCUCCUUGCAGCCUGCUACACUGAGGCCACAAACCUUCUCCUUGCAGCCUGCUACACUGAGGCCACAAACCUUCUCCCUGCAGCCUGCUACACUGAGGCCACAAACCCUCUCCAUGCAGCCUGCUACACUGAGGCCACACACCCUCUCCAUGCAGCCUGCUACACUGAGGCCACAAACCCUCUCCCUGCAACCUGCUACACUGAGGCCACAAACCUUCUCCCUGCAGCCUGCUACACUGAGGCCACAAACCCUCUCCCUGCAGCCUGCUACACUGAGGCCACAAACCUUCUCCUUGCAGCCUGCUACACUGAGGCCACAAACCUUCUCCUUGCAGCCUGCUACACUGAGGCCACAAAACUUCUCCUUGCAGCCUGCUACACUGAGGCCACAAACCCUCUCCCUGCAACCUGCUACACUGAGGCCACAAACCUUCUCCCUGCAGCCUGCUACACUGAGGCCACAAACCCACUCCUUGCAGCCUGCUACACUAAGGCCACAAAUCCUCUCCAUGCAGCCUGCUACACUGAGGCCACAAACCCUCUCCAUGCAGCCUGCUACACUGAGGCCACAAACCCUCUCCCUGCAACCUGCUACACUGAGGCCACAAACUCUCUCCCUGCAACCUGCUACACUGAGGCCACAAACCCUCUCCUUGCAGCCUGCUACACUGAGGCCACAAACCUUCUCCUUGCAGCCUGCUACACUGAGGCCACAAACCCUUUCCCUGCAUCCUGCUACACUGAGGCCACAAACCUACUCCUUGCAGCCUGCUACACUGAGGCCACAGACCUUCUCCCUGCAGCCUGCUACACUGAGGCCACAAUCCCUCUCCUUGCAGCCUGCUACACUGAGGCCACAAACCCUCUCCAUGCAGCCUGCUACACUGAGGCCACAAACCCUCUCCCUGCAGCCUGCUACACUUAGAGCCAUAAGCAAGAGGAACUGCUCAUUGUAUUUCCCUAAGUGGUGGUGA